Molecule: messenger RNA, 1377 nt
Organism: Diuraphis noxia (Russian wheat aphid)
Lineage: Eukaryota; Metazoa; Arthropoda; Insecta; Hemiptera; Aphididae
Product: tRNA pseudouridine synthase-like 1
Biological process (GO): tRNA pseudouridine synthesis
Molecular function (GO): RNA binding; pseudouridine synthase activity
Source: RefSeq, a predicted model, not a curated record
GUAGGCAUUUAGGUGAAACAUAAAAAAGUCCACUCGGUCUCCGUGCACAUUAAUCUUGCAGAUGGAACAUAAAAAUAUGUACUGGUGCAGUCAGUGCAGUGUGGUGGAAAACGCUAUUAGAUAAAAUAUUAUCAAAUUAUAAAUGAAUGAUAAUCACAGAAUAUUUAUAAGCAUGUUUAUAUAUCUGUGAUAAUAAUUUAUACAAUGCACUCUGCAUAACUGCACAUUGUCUCACGUGUUGACGCUGGCUUUCAAUUUUUUUUCAUUCAACGAAAAAUAUGACCAUAAACCGAUACUUAUUAUAUUUUUCGUAUAUUGGAACUAGAUUUCGUGGAGUACAACGACAAUUAACUUAUGAUAUGCUACAUAAUGAUGAUCCAUCUUCAGUACAAGGAUUAUUGGAGUAUGCUUUAAAGCAAUUACAACCCCUAAAUAUUCCAAAAUUACAUAUAUCAAGCCGGACAGAUCAAGGAGUUCACUCAUUUAAGUCUUCUGCUCAUUUAGAUUUAGAAUUACCAUAUACCUGUCAUCCCAACAAACUAGUAUUUCAAGUGAAUAACUUCUUAAGCUCAUGUGAAGUUCCUAUCAAGCUAAUUAGUGCUCAAAUAGUUCCUAAUGAUUUCAAUGCAAGAUCAUGUGCAAAGUGGAGAAAAUAUUUAUAUCGAUUAGCAGUUGUCAAACCAGAAUUUAAAGAUCUGUAUGCAGAGAGAUUUGUGUUCCCAAUUCCAAUUACUGAAGUAAAACGUUGUUAUUUUAUUCAGAAAAAUGAUUUUGAUGUAGAACUUGUGAAGAAUGUACUGCCAUUAUUUAUUGGAACUAAAGAUUAYAAAACAUUUAUGGGAAAAUCUGGAAUAAAUACUGAAUUAAGUACGACACGUACAUGGAAUAAUAUUGAAAUAGUUCCAGGCCGUUCAUUUUAUCCGACAGAUAUUGACAAGUAUUACAAUUAUUGGGAUAUUUGGGUCGAUGCAAAAUCAUUUCUUUACAAACAAAUUAGACGUACUGUUGGGGUGCUUAUUAAAGUUGCACAAAAUGUAAUUACAUAUGAUGAUGUUAAGUAUAUGUUUGAUAAUCCAUCAAUUAAUAGUUGGAAUCCAAAAGUAUCAACAGCACCAAGUUAUGGCUUAUAUUUGUAUGACAUAGGAUAUGACGAAAAAGAUUUAAUUUUACCAAUAGAACACAGCAAGUUAGAAGAACCAGUUCAUAGUGAAAGUCCUGUGGAAAUUUCAUUAGAUUUAAAAAAAGAAAUAGUGAAACAACGUAUAGAAAAUCGAAGAGUUGCACUUGAAGCUCGUAUUGCAAAGUCAAUUGAAAAAAUCAAAGAUCAUGAGUUUCUUAGAUCAGUUAAAAAAUAAAAAAAACAGUUUAUUAAGUGUU